UCAAAUAUUGUACAAAUGUUCGGAUAGGAGGUCAUAUUCGGAUACGAUUAAAAAACGCACACAAAAUUGCCUUUAAUAGUGCUUUUAAUGAGGGACACAAAAGUUGAACAGGCUUGUCAAGCUGGUGAAGAAUUCUCAAAGCUGUAUUAUGACACAAUUGAUAAAAAACGACAUUUACUAACUAAGUUAUACCAAGACUCUGGGGAGGCAACAUGGAAUGGAAAUAAUUUGAAAGGGAAAGAAGCAAUACUGAAAUUCUUCACAGAUUUACCAACAUCAGAACAUAAAGUAGAGUCUUUAGACUGC
Ruditapes philippinarum (Manila clam) is the source of this 306-nucleotide messenger RNA. RefSeq names its product NTF2-related export protein 2-like. Gene Ontology annotation, biological process: protein import into nucleus. The record is from RefSeq and is a predicted model, not a curated record. NCBI's taxonomy places the organism in Eukaryota, Metazoa, Mollusca, Bivalvia, Venerida, Veneridae. Gene Ontology annotation, cellular component: nuclear pore central transport channel.